AUGGAGACCAUCAAGAGCGCUCUCAACAUUGGCAAGACCGCCGAUGCCCCUCCUCGCUCUCCCUCGGCCGACGAGGUCAAGGCACUGAAGGACAAGUACGAGAAGGCGGGCCAAGAACAGGUCUUCACCUUCUACGACUCCCUCUCUAAGGACGAGCAAGCACAACUUUACCACCAACUCGCCGGCUUCGACCCGGAUUACAUCAACACCAUCACGAAGAAGGCCCUCAGCCCCCCAGAGGCGGAUGCCAAGAAGGCCGAGCUCGAACCUCUCCCCGAAUCCGCCACCGCCAGUGUCUUGGACUCAGAUGCCGACCAACUCAAGAAAUGGUACGAGUCCGGCCUAGACCUCACCGCAAAGAACAAGGUUGGAGUGGUCCUCAUGGCCGGUGGCCAGGGCACAAGACUGGGCAGUUCUGCACCAAAGGGCUGCUUCGACAUUGGCCUGCCUUCACACAAGUCUUUGUUCCAGAUCCAAGCCGAAAGAAUCCGGCGGCUGCAGGUGCUGGCACACAAGCACGCCGGUCUCCCUGAGGACCAGGAGGUUGUGGUGCCAUGGUACGUCAUGACUAGCGGGCCCACGAGGGGACCGACCGAGGCCUUCUUUGAGGAGCAAAAGUACUUUGGUCUCAAGAAGGAGAACGUCUUGAUCUUCGAACAAGGUGUGCUGCCUUGCAUCUCGAACGACGGCAAGAUCCUCCUCGAGAGCAAGGGCAAGGUCGCCGUUGCCCCUGAUGGAAACGGCGGCAUCUACCAGGCCCUGAUCACAUCGCCCGUCCUGGGCGACCUGCGCAAGCGGGGCAUCGAGCACGUCCACUCGUACUGUGUGGACAACUGCCUGGUCAGGGUGGCUGACCCGACCUUCACGGGCUUCGCCGCGUCCAAGAACGUCGAGAUCGCGACCAAGGUCGUGCGCAAGCGCAAUGCCACCGAGUCGGUCGGCUUGAUCCUCUCCAAGAACGGCCGCCCGGACGUGGUCGAGUACAGCGAGAUCGACAAGGAGACGGCAGAGGCCAAGGACGCCAAACAGCCCGACGUGCUCAAGUUCCGCGCCGCCAACAUCGUCAACCACUACUACAGCAUCGGCUUCCUGGAGAAGAUCCCCAGCUUCGCCAAGGACCUGCCGCAUCACGUCGCCCGCAAGAAGAUCCCCCACGUGGAUCUCAAGUCCGGCGAGACCGUCAAGCCCGAGAAGCCCAACGGCAUCAAGCUGGAGCAGUUCGUGUUCGACGUGUUCCCCCUGCUGACUCUAGACAAGUUUGCGUGUCUCGAGGUCAAGCGCGAGGAUGAGUUCUCCCCGCUCAAGAAUGCGCGUGGCACUGGUGAGGAUGACCCCGACACGAGCAAGAAGGACAUCACCACCCAGGGCAAGAGGUGGCUACAGGCCGCCGGUGCGAUCCUUGCCGGUGACGAAGAUGCUGGAGUCGAGGUCUCUCCUCUGGUCAGCUAUGGUGGUGAGGGACUUGGUCACCUUCAGGGGAAGGAGUUUGGACUCCCGGCCGUUGUUGCAGACCCCACUGAGAAGUAG
Diaporthe amygdali is the source of this 1527-nucleotide messenger RNA. Its product is annotated as udp-n-acetylglucosamine pyrophosphorylase. Gene Ontology annotation, molecular function: UDP-N-acetylglucosamine diphosphorylase activity. Gene Ontology annotation, biological process: UDP-N-acetylglucosamine biosynthetic process. The record is from RefSeq and is a predicted model, not a curated record. The transcript has 2 exons. Lineage: Eukaryota; Fungi; Ascomycota; Sordariomycetes; Diaporthales; Diaporthaceae. The coding region runs from base 1 to 1527 and encodes 508 amino acids.